UUUAAAUCCAUGUCUAACAGUAGUAUUACAAUACGUUAAUCGCAUUUAAUAACAAAAGCCCGAAAACACAAAGAUAAAGGAAAGAAGAGGAAGAUUUAAAUAGAUUUUUUUUUGGGAAAAAAUUGAUAAACCGCCAAGGCUUCGAAUACAUUCAACAAUCAUCGCUAGAUCAGAACUGUGGCAACGAGUCUUUUCCCCAUGGCUCGAAACAAGGAACAAUUUUUAAAGAUAUUUUCAAUUGGUAUCGAUGGUAGCAAAAAAUCUACAAAUUGGUCUUGUUAGCUUGUUUUAAUUUUCUGAUACAACAGAAAUUGCGGGCGUUCAAUUGAGAAACGCUCCUGGCCACACAAUUGAAUUCACUCGAGAGGAAGCCAAGUCAUUUUAAUGUGGAAUAAUUAUGCGUCUGUGGAACUAUAUUGUACAGACGGACUAAGAGGUUAUGCAAAUCAUUUCAAUGCAGCUGUUAUUUUGGGAUAGUGAAAGAGGAUCGAAGCGACCAAGAUAUAGGGUCAACCCUUUGAUUAGAAGGGUAAAUUUUCAACCAUGGAGAAAAAUUUGAGCAGCAACGACAAGGAAUCUUCUGCCAGUUUGAUUUCAGAUGUAAAAGAAGUAGACGGAGCGGAAGAAACCGAAGAUGCUCCCGUUGGAGAGCGCCCAAGAACCAUCCUUGCGUUCUUUAUGUUCGGGUUUCUACUCUAUGCUACCUACUCGUUGAUUAUUUCUGGGGCUCAAGAUAUUCUUCAAGGAACUCUAGUUCCAACUUCUGCAGUACUCGUAGCAAACAUUGGGCCAUAUUUUUCUGUGACUUUGAUCGCUCCGUAUUUCGUCCAGCGAGUUCCUUAUUUUGUACGUGUGUUGACGGUGUUUUUCCUCGAGGCUUCUGGGCUAGUGAUGGUAGUACUUGGGAAGCAUGUUAGUGUUAAGUUGGUUGGUGUCGGCUUUUCGUCGCUGGGAUUCGGUCUGGGAGAGUUAUCGUUUAUCGCAUUGACCUCUUUCUAUCACGAAGCAGCCGUUAGAGCCUUUUCGGCUGGUACUGGUGCAGGAAUUGCUUUGGCGCCUUUGUAUUAUACUGCUAUGACGACAUGGGCUUGCAUACCACCAAACACAGCAAUAUCGAUCAUGGCAUUCUCCCUGGUUCUCUUGCUUGCCUUUUAUGGAAUCAUGGAACGUAAGCACACAUAUAUCCAAGGCACCCAAUCUCAACAGGGAACCUACGCAAAAGUCCCUUACAAGCCAAUGGACUCUGAAGCCGAAGACAGCAAACCCCGCCAGGCUUUGACAUUCUUCGAAAAGGUGACAGCUGUGAAAGAUGUUUUGCCAAUCAUGUUCUGUGUUAUUAUGGCAUGGAUUGCCGAGUACUUGAUCAUCCAAGCUGUCAUUACAACUAUAGCAUUCGUCGACGCCCCAUUCCCACCAAGGGACCAUUACCAGUACUAUAUCUUCGUAUUUCUCGGAGGGGAAUUCUUUGGCCGGUCGUACUUGAUCUUCUUCUCAUACAUCAAGCCAAGCUGGGUCCCAAAGCUGAUCAUUAGACGCUUGUGGGCGUUAGCAAUUGCAGAAGUGUCCAUCCUCGUGUUCUUCAUAUUUGCAGCUUGGUACAGAUUCCUUCCAAGCGUGUCUUUGCCUCUGAUUCUCUCGUUUAUUGCUGGAGUCAUCAUUGGUAUAAUGUACGUCAACAUGCUGGCUGUUUUCACCGAGAUUGAAGACAGUACACAAAGAGAAUUUGUUCUUGGAUAUGCCUCGGCUGCGACAGGAUGUGGAGCGUUCACUGCAGGUCUUCUUGGGCUUGUAAUCGAGCCAUGGUUACGUCAUCAUUGUUUGAAAGUAGCUAUAUCGAGCGAUUAUUGUUUUACUAGGUCCAUUGGGAGCGUCGGUUCGUGUGGAACAUGAUAUAAUGAUUAAAUCCUUCUAAGCUGUUUGAAAUGCAGGACAUUCAGGCAGGUGAGACGAAAAGAAACCUCACAUAGUAUAAACACGUGUAACUGUGUGGCUAUAUGAUAAAAAGGGAUAAGUGGGAGUAUGUAAAACUAGUUCACAACAAGGGGAAAAAUCCAAGUUCCUUUUGGGAUAAUAAGGAAUCUGAAUAUAAGACUUUUUAUUUUAAAUAAUUAUGGCUUGGAAACCGAUACUAAUGGAAUGGAAGUAAUCUUGUCCAAUUUCAGAUCACGCCAUUGUAAGUCCCUUGAGAAUAAGAUUCUUUGUCUUAGCUGUAUGCAUAUUCGUGUGUCAUGUGCAACCGUUAAACAAAUUAAUAGGGAAAGACAAAUGGGGCAAAAUUACGCCCAAGCCGAAAAAAUCGAUUCAAAUACGACGUUGAAUUCAUGAAAAAGUGCAAGAAAAGCCUUUUUAUGUAGCGUCACUUAUUUAGUUCGAGAUAUUUAUUUGCCCCGAUAUCGAUAAGGUGUGGUCGGGACUUCAUAAUACAGGGUGUGCCUUGGAUCAAAUUUAGUGUCAAAUUAUUUAAAGGUACUGAAAAAUUUAUCGAUUCUACGAAAACACAAACUCCGAUAGGAGUAUCUGAUCAAGGUGGUCUGAACGAACAAUUUGAAAGCGAACUGCUAAAGCAUAAUGGAUGGGAAAAUUAAUACAUUAAUGUUUUGAGACAGGGAAUGGAAAGAUAUACAAUACAACAAAAAAUACUAUUACACACGCAGUGCAUGAAAUUUAGAAGUUAGAGAUAAAAAUGACAAAGAAAUUGCAAAUAUAUAUAGAUAAGUGGGUUGGUAUAUUGAAGACAAUGAUAGGUGUAUUACGCUAAAGCUUUCAUCAUCGUCUCUUAGAAUAUUGAAAAUCGUUUUCCGUCACUAUAAAAUAAUACUAAUCCUGUAUCAGUACUACAUGUACAUACUUUCAAAUUUGAUGGUGCGUCAUGUAACAAACUUUACAACUUUAGGGGUGUUUCUGGCUCUGCCACUUGUUAGCAUUUAAGGAAUGCUGGGUUUUUGGUUUCCAUCAAUUAAAACACUACAAGACCAGAGCGUUAUAAAAUUGAUGGAGGACAAAAGCCUCAAAAUUUAUCGACUCCAAAUUGAAAACAUACUGUGCAAUGUUAAUAUUCCUAUCAAAGAUGAACCGGCGAAAGCAUGAACGACAGAUUCUCCCUAAAAAACAUUUUUAAUGAACUAAAAAUAUCGUUGACAGAACUGACCUUCACUUCCUUUAGACAUUUUUUGUUCCUUUCUCAAUCAGUUCUAAACAAUAGAUUUAUUUCGGGUCAAAGUGAUCUAUCUUUGUAGAGAAAGUUAAAGCGAUUUUCCUAAUAUUAAUAGAUUUGGCACAGAAUACGAAGGACUCGAGCCUCUUCCUGGUACGUAGGAAAAUUUCGUCGUUCGUAUUUUAGUUGGAAAAACUUGAAUUUCCCAUCAUACUAAAACGAUUGAUAAACGUCUUUAAAUUCACGCAUGCGCAAACGCUUUUUUCUAGUGUCGCAAUAGAUUUUUUAUUAUUCAAAACUAAGCAUAAAAUUUUUUCAAUGGCUCUAAGCAAACUCCUUGGGUUCCCGAGGAUGACUUGACCCUCAAUACUUGUCUUGGAGACGCAUGUAAUGAAAGCUUGCCUACCUUGCUCUCAUUGGUUUCUUUUGUCUUAUUCUAUCAUAUAUACACUCCUUUCUACCACUUCUUCUCUUUUACUCCGACGAAGGACUAGCGUCCGAAACGUCAGUAAGUUUUUUCAUCUUUUCACGGUGUAUAAUUUACCUUUUCAUCAUUAAUGAAAGCUUGAGUGUAUUUAAAAUAUCACAUUUAUCAAUACAUUUACAGAGUACAUUAUAUAUAAGGGUAUUUUUUUAACUACAUGUAACGUGUAAAUUAUCAAAAGUUAUAUAGACAUUAUAGGCCUUAUUUUUAUGGUUUAUACACUUAAUUGAAAUAUAGCGACCAUUUGACAUAAUUAUUGUUCUGGACUGACUAUAGGUUUAUAAUUAUUGUUCUGGACUGACUAUAGGUUCUCUUACAUGUGAAGACUCUUGUGUGUUUCCCGAUGUGAACUUGAGGCUGGUCAGUCCAGAAACGACAAUAGCAAUUCAAAUUGGCCGCUGGGUAAUAUUUCGAUUCGGUGUAUGGAGCUAUUCCAGAUGGUAGUGUUAGGGGGAAAAUGGUGCAAGGAAAAGCAGCAUAAUCAUUUCUUUGAAAAGUUACCUAAGCUUUCCGUUCUUCUCUCAAUGACAUAAAUCUCCUAGGGCCCAAUAAAACCCCGAUAAGUAAAAAACUAUAUAAAAGUAUGGCCUUUUAAUAAAUGUAUAUUUUUACCGAAA
Messenger RNA from Actinia tenebrosa (Australian red waratah sea anemone), 4255 nucleotides. RefSeq lists its product as uncharacterized. Gene Ontology annotation, biological process: regulation of intracellular pH. Gene Ontology annotation, cellular component: vacuole; membrane. The record is from RefSeq and is a predicted model, not a curated record. Lineage: Eukaryota; Metazoa; Cnidaria; Anthozoa; Actiniaria; Actiniidae.